This is a messenger RNA of Candida dubliniensis CD36, 2037 nucleotides long. RefSeq lists its product as uncharacterized. The transcript has 2 exons. The coding region runs from base 1 to 2037 and encodes 678 amino acids. Lineage: Eukaryota; Fungi; Ascomycota; Pichiomycetes; Serinales; Debaryomycetaceae. The record is from RefSeq and is a predicted model, not a curated record.
AUGUCUGAUUGUCUACUGAAUAAAGUAAUUCUCGAGUACUUCAAUCAUCACUCAAAGCAGUUGAUGCCAAGUUGUGACUUGCAAACUGUUCUCCCUCGCGAAUUCACUUCAGAAACUCUAAAGCUAAACAGAAGCACAUCGAUUAAGUUACAUGACUUGAUCCGGAUUACGCCUGUUCAAGUCACCCUCAAGGGGCCUUUCCCUUAUGAAUUAAAUGCUGCUAAGUACAUUGUGAAAUGUGAAAACCCAAUAUCCGAAAGUAAUACCGGUUUCAAGAAUACAAUUAAACGUCACCAUUGGUACCCCAAUGUUAACAUCAAUCCCACAUACAAUAACGAGGUCCUUCAAUUAGAGUCUAUUGAACCUUAUUCACCACCACCCUUCCAAACUUUGCAUAGUGAAAUGAAAAAGUGGAGAAACCUGGGUUUCAAAGUAGACUCUCCAAUAAAUUUCAAUACUUCACACAAGAGUAUAUCAAUACACCCACUGCCAAAAUGGGUUUUGCCUGAUUCUAUUGACUUGUUCAGUAUUUCUCAGGAUAAUUUAAACUCGCAUAUUCCAAAACACUCUAUUCCUGAACGAGAAGUUUUGCUAAUUAAAGAUAAAACUCCAAGUUGCAAGUACUUUUGUGAAAGUCAGUUAAUUUUUACCCCACUCGAACCUUGCAUUAACACGAUGAGGUAUGAUCCGUGGUUAUACAAUGAUAGCUCGCUUCCAAACCCUUGUGUGGAAGAUAUUACCCAAUAUUUGCUCGACCAAAAUAGAGUUACCAAGAGUGGGAAAUACUUAGUAGUACCAGUCGCAUGUCCCAACACCAAAAUGAAAGAUAGUCCAGUCGUAAUCAUCUCAAAGUUCAUUUUCAGCCAUCUCAAACCCGAAAAACAUAAUUGGAAAUUGCCAAUGCGUGUAUUGAUUGAAAAUAUGACAUGGAAUCCAUUUAAUGUAGAUACUGCCAAUUUUGUUAACAAAUAUCUUAUAGAAACCAUUGCUCAAGACAGAAACUUUAUGGCUACCACAGAUAAAACAAUCAUAUCAAGUGUACAAAUGGCAAUACCACCCACAACCACACAUGCAUUUCCUAAACUAUCAAAAACUGAAAGUGCCCAGGAAUUGAAACCAGUAAACAUUAAAUACCCACAAAGAAAUAAUACCCCAACAAAGUCUGAUGGCCUAAUCAACACCCAAAUCGAAACUAAUGUUGCCACCUAUCAUAAUGACACAGAUAUUAUGAAUGAACUAAUUUCUUCAAGAAAAAGAAAAAGGAAAAAGUUAGACACAGUCUCAAAUGCAGUUUUGCCACCUGAGAUAUCUAUGUUACUGUUUGUGGAACCUAAAAUUCCUCAAAAUAAAGAGACCAUUGAAGAAAUAAACAGCUCUGUAUUGUCGAUUACCACCAUUGACAAAUCUGUCUUUGCCAAAACACAACACAUUAUAAUUAAUGAAACAUUAUGGGAUACCAAUUACCAGUUAGCAAAAUCGUUGUCUGACGUUGUUCAUGCGUUGGAAAUGAAAAUCAAACUUCCUAUUGAUAUUAUUGUUAAUGCCACUACUGGAAUAUACUGUACACUGUCGGAUUACCUUUUCCAAAGUGAUGGUCAUGGCGAAUUUUUAAUUCUAAAAACCCUCCUUCACCUCAAAAAGCAUUUCCGUUCAUUGCUUUUAUUCUCUACGGUGUCUACACCAAUAUUCUUAAAAUAUAACAGCAAAAAAUUACAAAAGCUUCAAGUAUUGUGUAUGUCCCUUAAUAUCAAAUUAUUCCUAAUUCCACCACAAGAUUUGGUUGUUUGGAUCUUGCAAGUACUUAAUGUCGAGGGUCCGGAAAAUUCUACCCUUUCUGUUGAUACUGAUGAUCAAGAAGGUAACCUUCUAGCUGAAUGUGGCUUAUCAUAUUUUCAAGUGAAUCAAGUCUUACAAAGGUGUUCUUUUGACGAGUUUCUCAUUAUGGAUACUAAGGAAAAAAUAAAUCAAUUUGGGGAAAUAAUUACAUCUGAACUAAUUUACCAACUAGAAAGUAUUCUCUCCCAGCAACUUUACUAA